CUUAUUAAUCGUGGCAGGUCGUAAUUAUCUUGCAUUUGAGUUCUCGUGUCAUGCUUUUGACCUUGCUCCUUGUUAUGUUAAUUAAGAGGUCAAAGUGACGUUUUGUUCAUAGCAACAUCCAAACUUAGGAAUUGGGCAACCAAAUACGUUCCAAAAUUUAGACGUAGUUGUUGCCUAAUUUCAAGAGCCUCUCUACCAGCCUGCUCUCUACAGGAUUCAACGAGAUUCCGUUUAAAAGCUGAUUAAAGUUAACGUUCAGAAGAUGGAAGGAUUUAAAUACUCGGAAGAGGUCCAACAAGGCAGUGGAGAGGGCGAUGUCAUCGUUGUUCCAGAUCUUUCAGAGAAAUCUCAGCAUUGGGUCUUUGCUCAGUCAGCCACAGAAUGCCUCUCAGAGGAGAAACCGUAUUUUACGGUCAAUAUCAUUGAAUUAGCAAAAGAUGCUACGGUUGCCAUAGGAAUUGGCAGUGAGAAUUAUUUAGAUUCUGAAGAUAAUGAUGACGAAGAAACACCUCAUUCAAAGAAGAAGAAAUUUGCCAUGGCUUACUUUAGCGAUGAUGGCAGUAUUGCAAAUCCAGCUCGAUCCAGUGCGUCUGAAAUUGCUCCUACAUACAAAAAAGGUGAUAAUGUAGCUAUGUUGUUGGAUUAUGCUGACAAGAAGAGAGCUUUGGUUUCCUUUUUGAAGAAUGAAGAAGUAGUGUUUCGCCAGUGGAUGAAAAAAGACAUUUUACUGCCGACAAUCAAUGUUUGGUGGGGGCCUGCAGAGCUGAGUGUCACAUGGUCAUCCAAAACAUCAUUGAUACCACAAUUUGAUUGUGAAAACCUUUCCCAAUGGUCGAUGCCAGAUUUUGUGAGUGUCGAUGAUGACACAUUCCACAUGAAGUCUUCUUCAGGCCCUGCAGCUUUACAAUCACCUUGUCCAUUUUUAGAAGAUUCUUACUAUGAGAUAACACUGCUUAACAUGGGUGAAGAUGUGAAACUUGGACCGGUAAUUGGCUUAACGUCUGCUUUCAUCGAAGAUGAUGAGUUGCCAGGCAGAACAACAGGUGCUAUCGGAUAUAGCGCUGUAGAUGGCGCUGUUAUGUGUGAAACAAAAUUUAAAGCUCAGAAACUAGGCAAUGAAGCUAUGUGUAAGACUAAUGAUGUCAUAGGAUUGGGUUUGAUAUUUGCUGACAAGAAUUUAACAGACAGGCGAUUGGAGCAGCCUGUUGUGGUUUACUUCACGCACAAUGGAGAAGUCUUAUGUCACCAAUGCUUUGAACAACCUACUGGUGGUUUCUAUGCAACCAUUGGCUUAGCUGCACAAGGAUCUGUGGUACAGGUAAAUAUGAAGGCAACGUCUCCAGAUACUUCAGACGAGGAAGCAUGGAUUAGGGAAGCAUUAAAGCCAAAACCAUUAUUGUUUACCGCAGUUGAAAUUCCUAAACCAACUGCUGACCACACUCAUGAAGAAGGAGAAACAACUGGUUUAUUCCGUUAUCAUGAACAAAUCGGUCCCCCGACCGGCCAAGAGGGAAGUAUUAUUAAACCUGUUGCAAACUUAUUAUCAAAUUGGAAACUGAUCCAGUUGCAGAAGUCAAUGACCCCAGAUGAACCUAAUUUUACUAUGAAAAUUACUGAUGCAGGUGAGGAAAGUUUUGUGAGCAUGGGAGUGAGCCGAAGCAAGCAGACAGUUGGGAUGAUGCCAGGGAGAUUGAUCGGGACUGCAGGAUAUUUUUCAGAGGGAAAGAUCAUUCAGAAUGGAAAUGGACGUUGUGACGCCAUAAAAUUUUCUUCAGGUGAUGUGAUUGGAUGUUGUGUUGAGUACUUCAGUAGCAAACAGGUUCUCCAUUUUACCAACAAUGAUCAACUUGUAGGAAAAGCGAUAAUAAGUGGCUCGGAAUUUGAUCUUUUCCCAUGCAUCGCAUUCCGUGGUGAGCCGUGUACCGUCCAGGUGAUGUGGCCGAAAACUAAACAGCCAGUACAUAGUUUUGAUCAGACAAACUUUUCAAACUGGUUGAAAUCUUCAGAACUGACUGUUCAGAAACCACAGAUAUUUGUUGAGAAAAAGAAAAGAAAGCUAAAGCCGUAUACUGUGAGAUCUCCACUACCACUAUGUAAAGAUUGGAAAUAUUUUGAGGUCAAAGUUAAUGGUGGCUCUCUACCAUCAUUUGAUCAAGAGUUGAUUAAUGCACCGGCUGUGGCACUGACCAACGAUAUGUCCAAUCGCAUUUUCAAACAUCUAUCAUCUGACAAGGACUCGCGGUAUGUUCGCUUCGGUUUCAGGACGAAAUCGUUUUACUGGCGGAAUGAGCUGGAACUUUUAGAGAAGGAUAUGAGCAAAGAUGAAACGAUGGAGUUGCAAUCUUACAUAAAGUGUGGGGACACGAUAGGGUUUGGUGUCCUGUAUUCGAGUGCAAUAAAAGCUGAGGAUGGCUUAGCUGAGCAGGCUGUGAUGGUUUACUGCUGUGUCAAUGGAAAUAUAGUGUUCCACAAGCCUGUCAUGCAGCCAGUUGGAGGCUUUUACCCAGCCGUCACACUCUAUAAAAAAGGUGAUAAAAUGACGAUUGACCACAUGCAUAAACCACCUGUUGAUGAGCUGUCUUCUGAUUGGGCAACUGAACUGGAAACUUGGGCUGAGCAGGUUAUGGCUAUUAGAAAAUCACAAGAACCUAAGUUGACUAAAGAUGACAGGAGGAGGAAAGAGGCAGAAGAAGUUACCAAACCACAAAAUCAUUUGAAUAAAAUUGAAGUGUAUAUACAUUGUGAUAAACCUCGAUACACAGAAACAACGCAUAUAAAAGCAGGGUUGGAUACUCUAGGCUUCCAAACAUCAUUGCUUAAAAAUUUAGUUACUGGCAAAGAAUCUGAUAUCGCGAAAGUGGUGCAGUCUUCCGAUGCAGUGGUAUUUUGUCUCGGUCCAGAAGUCGUUCAGUCACAGUCUGCCACUUUGCUAGUUCGGCAGGCUCGAGAGUGUGGUAAACCUGUCAUACCAGUUUGUCUUGACAACUCACCAUGGCCUCCAGAGGGAGCUGUUGGUGAUCAACUCAAGCUGUUGACAGCCCAUAAGAUAGAUAUUUCUGAUGAACACUAUGAAUGGAGUAUUGAGCAGAUUGGGAAAUUGCUGGAAAAUCUAAAUGGCAAGGGAUUCAAUGGCCGAGAAAUUGUUGUCAAUGAACGCGAAGCAGCAAAGAUAUUCUACACAGAUGCCCAGACGGGAAAUGAGACUGAAAAUAAACCAAGUGACCCUGAAGCCUUCAAACGAGCUGUUGAAGAUGCAGACCGAAUGAAUGCUACCUCCUUCGGCAAUUCAAACAUCAGGGAAGAGCCACCUAUCAUCGACGAAAGAAAUCAUGCACAACCUAAGUCUAAAACUUGUUCUAUUUUGUGAUCUUGUAGCAUCAUCUGUAUAUAUUUUUAUAUCAGAGAGGCUCUGUAAUUUUAUUUUCAUGUGUUUAUGUAGAGAGUAUGCUGAUGUAUUUAUUCCAUGGCUAGAUAAAUUGUUAAGCUACAUUGGUGUCCAACCCCACACAUGUACGCUACUCGUAGAUGUUGGUCCACUGGUCAAUACUAGAAAAUAUGACAUAAAAAAUUUAUCCUGUUAAGCCGAAGGGCUUAUAACAAUUUUUUGAAAUUUGAAUGUGGCACUUAAGGUAAGUGCUUAUUCAAGAGUGACACUUACUAAAAAUAAUCCUAAGUGGUAUCAUGUGUGUUUAAUAAGGGAAAAUUAAUCUGUUGUUUAAUAUAUGAAACAUCAAUAUGCUCUCAAUUAAUUGAUACAGUGAUAUUUAAAAUAGAAUAUAUUUCUAGUAAAUACUUUGGCGCAAACUAGGUGAAAAAAUCAUAUCAGGGUGGUGCUUUUUGCGAAAGGUGUUUUCUUGAUUAGUAUACGAUUCAUGCUGCUUUAGCUGAGAAUGUGCGGCAAACCUUUCAAUAAAUUACUUUUAUUUUACUGUAAAUUCUAUCCCACAUUUAAAAAUGGCUAAGCAUGAAUACGGUGAAGGUGGUUUAGCUCAGUGGUUUCCAUUUUGGUUAUUAUAACUUAUGGUAUGGAGUUCCAACCACACCCUGUUCAAUCUCAGCCGGCCAUGCUUAGAUACCCCAACCUACAUAAUUGUUGACAGGCUGUGAAGUGGCUCAGGCAAUGUUUUAGCCCUAGGUGCAAGCAUUUCAUGGCAUUUAUAGUAGUUAAGUAACCCCUUACAUAGAAGUGGCUUUCAAGCCUUGAUUUGGGCAAUUUCAAUACAAA
Molecule: messenger RNA, 4225 nt
Organism: Anneissia japonica
Lineage: Eukaryota; Metazoa; Echinodermata; Crinoidea; Comatulida; Comatulidae
Exons: 18
Coding region: 263-3367 (1034 amino acids)
Source: RefSeq, a predicted model, not a curated record